UCGAGUCAUCGUUUCCAACCGGGCCUCGAAUGGGAUGUCCUCCACACCGACACCAUCAUUCUCCUUGGGCUCACUCAUGCACUCUCCAAGCAACCACUUCGAUGCACUUAUUUACUGCAUACAGCGAAUCGUACAAGGGAUACCUCCAGUGUUUGUAUGAACUUAACAGCGCACACUCGAAAUUCAAUAAGUUAUUUAAAACACUAUACCCCAACGGAUUAGAUGCAUACGCGACGCCAAGCCAAUCAACACCUGCAGUAUCCCGCAAGCCUUCAGAGGCGAGUUUACAAUACUCUAAGAUGAACACUGAUAUCCCUGUUCGGACGUCUGGAUUCUUCACUCGGUGGAUGGGAUUGGGGGCACUGACUACUCCCACGCCUGUCCUCGGUACCAUCACCAACCCUGCCCAUGGACCUGUCGAAGAAUUCAUAUUGUCAGGAGCAGCAUUUGGCUAUGGACUAUUCAAUUUAGUCUUGUCUUUAUUACCUGCGAAGAUGAGAAACGUGGUCGGAUUUCUUGGGUAUAGUCAUGACAGGCAACUGGCGCUCAAAGCGCUUGCAGUGUCUGCUGCACGCACAGACGUGCAUGCCGUCUUUUCAGGGUUGGUGUUGAUGACCUACUAUGGUGUCCUGCUACUCGCCUCCGGAUAUCAAGCAGACGAAAAGCACAUCAUAGAUCAAUACUGGGGCAUUGUAAGGAGGGUAUCGCAGCGAUAUCCUAAAGGGUCUUUGUGGAUACUCAAUAAAGCCAAGAUCCAACGUGUGACAGGUGAUUCGGAGGGGGCUAUUGUUACACUUCAAGAGGGCCUGCAAGAUGACCGACAAAAAUCGUUCCCGCAAGCCGAUGCAUUGUUGGCCUUUGAACUAGCGUGGGUACUGUUUCAGCGUAGACGAUAUGAAGAAAGUGCACAAAAGUUUAUGGAUGUUACGAAGAUGAACAGUUGGAGUCAUGCGACUUAUCACUUUCUCGCUGCUGGGUGCUAUAUAUCCAUGAGACAAUGUGACAAGGCUCAAAGACUGUUGGAUGCGCUCUCAGAAAUCAUGGACAAACGAAGAAGUAGGAACAUGCCCACAGAAGUGUUUAUCAAGAAGAAACUCGCGUUUUACAAGAAAAAGCAUGCUCGUCGCGGUGGAGAUCCCAAGCGAUUCGCAGAAUCCAUGAAAAUUAGCCCUGCAGAAGAGCUUGCUGUCGCGUGGAAUACGCAUGCACAUGCCGAUAUGGAAACGGCUUUGGCGCAUAUCGAAGAGUUGACAGCGCUCACACCGCCUGUGGACAUACAGACCGAGUAUAUGACGCCUCCGUCGAGCACGCUCCAGUUAGGGAGUCUUCUCGACCUGGACACACCAGACGAGUUGGCAGUGCGUUCACUUAUUUUGGGAAUCUUGCACCGGACUUUGGGUGACUACGCCGGUGCGCGGAAGCUGCUCCGCGAUGCACUGAAACACUAUCAGAAUGUAGAUGUGAAUAGUUGGGUUGGUGGGGUGAGUCAUUUCGAGCUGGCUGUAUUGGAUAUGAAGGAAGGUGAACGGAGAUCUGCCGCGAUGAGUGAGGGGAAUCCCGCGGAAGAUGAAACGGUACUGGAAGUUUGGAAACGCGCGAUAAAGAGUGGAAAGGACGCUCUUGCACACGCCCAUGCGCUGUGUACGCGAGAGAUGGAUUUGUCGUCGCGGUUGGAUGGUCGGAUCGUGAUGUUACGCGAGGAGAUUGAUAUGAAGAUGAGGCAGCUGGGAAUUUCUGACAUGUAAGCAUGCGGUUGGAUUGAAUUGGAUCGAUAAUCUGGCCCGGACAUGUAAUACGCUAAUAGUGUAUCUGCAAUGCGGGUGCACAUGGCCCCUUCUCAUAGAGAUCGUUG
Pisolithus orientalis is the source of this 1852-nucleotide messenger RNA. RefSeq lists its product as uncharacterized. Gene Ontology annotation, molecular function: protein binding. Gene Ontology annotation, cellular component: mitochondrial outer membrane; nucleus; cytosol. NCBI's taxonomy places the organism in Eukaryota, Fungi, Basidiomycota, Agaricomycetes, Boletales, Pisolithaceae. The transcript is spliced from 16 exons. The record is from RefSeq and is a predicted model, not a curated record. The coding region runs from base 30 to 1745 and encodes 571 amino acids.